Nerophis lumbriciformis (worm pipefish) is the source of this 1320-nucleotide messenger RNA. It is a transcript of the gene ccnq, whose product is annotated as cyclin Q. Lineage: Eukaryota; Metazoa; Chordata; Actinopteri; Syngnathiformes; Syngnathidae. The record is from RefSeq and is a predicted model, not a curated record. Gene Ontology annotation, biological process: regulation of transcription by RNA polymerase II. Gene Ontology annotation, molecular function: cyclin-dependent protein serine/threonine kinase regulator activity.
AUAUUGUUUACUUCCUGUAGCUAAACGUUAUAGCAUGAAGCUAACUCGCCUUAGCGUUUAGUCUCCACAAAAUAUUCCGUUCACGACUUCGACAAAGCUAAACCAUUCAACGCGUUGUAACAAAGUUGUUAUAUUCCCACUCUCUUGAAAUCCAAUCUGAAAAAUGUACAGAGCUAACUACUAGUUUUCCGGAGCAGGUCUGAUGCUCCAGAAGGCAUGGAGGGUCCGUCCUCUCGCGUUGCCACCCGGGAUGAGCCACUGGCUCCGGCCGACGGGACAACGUCUGCUGGGGGUAGAGAGGCUGACAUUUCCCGGGACACGAAAACACACUUUCGUGUGUGUCGCUUCAUAAUGGAAACAGGCGUGAAGCUGGGCAUGCGCUCCGUGCCUGUGGCCACGGCGUGUGUGUUGUACCACAACUUCUUCAAACGUGUCAGCAUAUGUGCAUAUGAACCCUACCUGGUGGCCAUGAGCUGUGUGUACCUGGCCGGCAAAGUGGAGGAGCAACACCUAAGGACCCGCGAUAUCAUCAAUGUAAGCCACAGAUUCUUCAACAGUGGCAGCGCCCCUUUAGAAUGUGACAAGGAGUUCUGGGACCUGAGGGACAGUGUGGUGCAGUGUGAGCUCCUCAUCCUCCGGCAGCUCAACUUCCACGUCUCUUUUGAACACCCACAUAAGUAUCUACUCCACUACCUGUUGUCCGUGAAGUCGCUGGUGAACCGCCAUGCUUGGUGUCGAUGUCCGGUGGCUGAGACUUCCUGGGCGCUGCUGAGAGACUGCUACCACGGGGCCUUGUGUAUCCGUCACACGCCCCAGCACAUCGCCAUAGCGACACUGUACUUGGCUCUGAACAGCUACGGCGUGGAGCUGCCUGUCGGGGAGAAACCAUGGUGGCAGGUGCUUUGCGAGGACGUGACCAAAGCGGACAUAGACUCUGUGAUCUCGGACCUUCUACAACUGUACGACAUGGAGGCCAAGUGUAUCUGAGGACACUGCCGUCAGACUCGCACACACGCAGGCCACAAGUUAGAUGACUCAGCUGCGUGUUUGUGACUGCAAAUGUGUCAUUUCUGUGUGUGCGUGUGUGUGUGUGUGUUUGAGAGCUGAAACGACAGCACAACUGCACUACCUACGCUCAACACCCUGGGGAGACAUUUCUUCAUCCCCGGCUUCCUGGUUGCAGAUCACUGGCUGUGCCGCAACACAAACUCUGAUUGGUCAUGAUCAUUUGCAGCAAGCAAACAACUGGCCAUGUGUUUCAUUCCAAAGAUAAUGCGAUCUGUCAGUUAAACAAAAAUAAAAAUCCUCCACUUGUUGAGA